AUGAGAAUUGUGGAGGAGGAUAUACCCAAGACCGCAUUUAGGACUAGGUAUGGACACUAUGAAUUUGUGGUGAUGCCAUUCGGGUUAACUAAUGCCCCAGCAGCCUUUAUGGAUUUAAUGCAAAGAUAUUUUAAGCCAUACCUGGACCAGUUUGUGGUAGUUUUCAUUGAUGAUAUUUUGGUAUAUUCGAAGAGUCCUUUUGAGCAUGAAGAACACUUGAGGAUUGUUCUAGGGAUUCUACGAAGAGAAAAACUUUAUGCGAAGUUUAGCAAAUGUGAAUUCUGGUUGGAGCAGGUCAUGUUUUUGGACCAUGUAGUGUCUAAGAGAGGAAUUUCCGUAGACCCUGAGAAGAUCAAGGAGAUUAAGAAGAUAAAAUUUGAUCGAGGUAAGGUAGCAGGCCCUCUUCAACCGUUGCCAGUGCCUGAAUGGAAGUGGGAGUCGGUCUCCAUGGACUUUGUUGUUGGCCUACCCAGAUCAAGAAAAGGAAAUGACUCAAUAUGGGUAACUGUUGACCGGCUCACGAAAACGAGUCGGUUUAUCGCUAUGAAAAGCACGUGGAGUAUGAAACAAAUGGUUGAGUCAUAUGUGAGAGAAAUAGUUCGACUUCAUGGGGUGCCAAGAACCAUAAUAUCGGAUAGGGAUACUCGUUUCCUCUCGAGCUUUUGGCAGAGGUUACAGGAGGCAUUUGGUUCAAAGUUAAAAUUCAGCACAUCGUUUCAUCCAGCUUCGAUGGUCAGACUAGAGGACCAUUCAAGUACUGGAAGACAUGCUUAG
Molecule: messenger RNA, 774 nt
Organism: Beta vulgaris subsp. vulgaris (sugar beet)
Lineage: Eukaryota; Viridiplantae; Streptophyta; Magnoliopsida; Caryophyllales; Amaranthaceae
Exons: 2
Coding region: 1-774 (257 amino acids)
Biological process (GO): DNA integration
Molecular function (GO): nucleic acid binding
Source: RefSeq, a predicted model, not a curated record